Canis lupus familiaris (dog) is the source of this 5747-nucleotide messenger RNA. RefSeq names its product centrosomal protein 68 (gene CEP68). The record is from RefSeq and is a predicted model, not a curated record. Lineage: Eukaryota; Metazoa; Chordata; Mammalia; Carnivora; Canidae.
GCUCGGGCGUGAGGGCCGCGGUCUCCGCCUUGGGACCCCGCGUCCGGGCCGCCGCGUCCGCCCGCCGUCGCCGCAGGCCCGCCGCGGGCCCCGAAGCGCUCGAGGCGAGAGAGCUGAAGGCUUCAGGGGAACCCUGACUUAGGGACAUCUCCAUGGCUUUGGGAGAAGAAAAGGCAGAGGUGGAGGCGUCCGCAGACACAAAGACCCCGUCCUAUGGGCAGUGGAGCUGCAGGGAGCAGGAGGUGGACACCCCGGGCCUUGUGAGCGGGGAGCAGGAGCAGCCACCAUGCCUGGAAGCUGCGGGCGGGGCUGCCUCCCCUGUGUGGGGAGCGGAGGGACUGUGUGCCCCUGCCUGCGGUGAUGGAGCUGGCUCCAGCCCCUCCGGAGCCUACCAGCCACAGGCCAGCAGCACCAGCAGGGAGCCAGUAGCUGGUAUAUCUAAGCUUGCUCUUGGUUGCCUGCUUCCUCCGGCUGGCACUGGCACUAGAGACCUUUUGCACUCUGUGGGAAGCCAGGUGGAGGAGACGAGGCUUUCUGCCUCAGAGGAACUACCUCAGACUCCGAGCGUUGCCAGAGCUGCAGGCCUUCACUCAGGAUACGAUGCCCACAGCGAGGAUGAGCCAUCCCCUGUGGAGUGGCCGCGGGCGCCGGACCUCAGCCAGCAGCCCCACAGCCCAGGUGUCCCUUGCCUGCCACAGUGGAGGCCGCUGGGGAGCCGAGCCUCCUCCCCAGGCAGCAGUCUCCAGGGUCACCGGGAAGAGGCUGGACCUCCACGUUGCUCCGCUGCCAAGGUCUCGUCCUCUCUGGAGCUGGUCGGCCGCCACUCGGCCUCCAACGUGGCGGGGCAGGGGCCACGGCUCCAGUGGCCACCACAGCCUGCGUCGUCUGGGGUGGAUGCUCCUGGGCUGGGCAGGAGGCGCCUCUCCUUCCAGGCCGAGUACUGGGCCUGUGUGCUGCCAGACUCCCUGCCUCCUUCCCCCGACCGCCACUCCCCGCUCUGGAACCCAAAUAAAGAGUAUGAAGAUCUGCUGGACUACACUUACCCACUCAGGCCCGGGCCUCAACUCCCAAAGCACCUGGACAGCCACACACUGGCCGACCCUCUCCUGCAGGACUCAGGUGUAGACCUUGAUAGCUUUUCUGUCUCCCCGGCAAGUACCCUGAAGUCACCCACUAAUGGCUCCCAGAAUUGCCCAUCCGCAGAGGCCUCCGCUCUGCCCUUCUCUAGGCUCAGAGAGCAGAGCCUCACACGGCGGCCCUCUGGAACACCGCAGAAGCAGAGCCACGUGGGGUCGGCCUCUUGUAACCUGCUCGCGUCCACCCCCAGAGCCCCGGGCAGUAGGGAUGCUCCUUGGGAGAGUGGAGAGCCAGCCCUGAGGGCUGUGAAGGACUGGCUCCCUGUGGGCAGGCAGCGUGAGCUGAGGACGUGGGACAGAGGCUGGCCCUUGCCCUGGACGGAGAGAGAGAAGGGGGCUGGCCCGGGGGUCUGGCCGCCUGCCCACGCGGAGUCCGGAUGGAAAUCCGAAGAGGAGCUAGAAAGCGACGAUGAGUAUCUUGCCCUGCCCACUCGGCUGACGCAGGUUUCUAGUUUAGUCUCCCAUCGAGGCUCUGUCCCCCCGUCGGUGACCCUGCCCACCGGGGCUGCUGAAGGGCGCACCUCCCUGGACGCGUCGGACAGUGAUGGGCCGGCCUCCCUCCCGUCGGAUGCGGGUCGUGGCCGGCUUCUGCCUGGGGCUGCCCGCAGAGCGCCCGGGGGCCCCGGGGGCCCCGACCACCGUUUGCUGCGCUCCUUCAUCUGCACAAGGGGCUCGGCCAGGGAAGGUGGUCUGGGGGGCAGCCGGGCCCUGGGGGGCUCCUGCGGGCCACUGAGAGCGCGCUCCUCCUUGCCGGCCGUGUGGGACCCAGACACCGCGGGGCAGCCUCCCGGGAGGGGAGAGCAGGGAAGAGAAUCACUCGUGCAGUGCGUGAAGACCUUCUGCUGUCAGCUGGAGGAGCUGAUCCGCUGGCUGCGUAACGUGGCGGACGUUACCGACCACCUGAUCCCACCCAAGUCCAGUCUUACAGGUCUCAAGUCUUCUCUGCAGCUUUACCGGCAAUUUAAGAAAGAUCUAGAUGAACACCAGUCCCUGACGGAGAGCGUUGUGCAGAAAGGGGAGAUUCUUCUUCAGUGCCUGUUGGAGAACACCCCAGUGCUGAAGGAUGUCCUCGGGAGAAUCUCGAAGCAGCCCAGUGAGCUGGAGGGCCACGCAGACCGCCUGUACGACGCCAUCCUAGCCUCUCUGGACAUGCUGGCUGGCUGCACCCUCAUGCCUGACGACUCGCCAGCAGCACGUGGGAGCCCAGAUGUGAGAGGGCUAAGCCUGGCAUCUUCUCAAGCAGAGAUGUAAUCUGUCGACUAAAACCUGGCUGGUGGGAAACUUCCAGGAAGCCCUUGUAAGAACCAUUUAACACUGAAGUGAAGGGGAAACUGAACUCUAAUGUACUAGCUUUAAAAAUGCCUUUCUCUCCCUGAAGUAAGGGCUACUGAGUUACUGUUUAAGAUGAAUCCUUCCAAACUGAGGUUUCCUUUUGGUGCUUCUCUACAAAAGCAUGUAGUUUUGCAGUUUUUGAUAAAAUGAGGCUAAUAAGGCUUACAGAUCUUUCAUUCCCCUGUAUCCAAUUAAAAAGAACAGGGCUCCUGAAAUAGUCCACGUGCUGAGAUCAUUUGAAGAAGGUUCACGUGAUAGAAGGCACCAGAUACUUGGUAUUCUCAGGCAUACCGGAAGACCCAAGAGGCUGGGAAAAAUGAGUCACUGGCCAGGCACUUGGGUCUUUUUUAUAAAAUUAAGCUUAGGUUUAUAAAUCCCUCUUGAAGAUUUUAGAGGAGACUUUAAAUCUCCAAAUUAAUAGAAAGUUCUGAACAAAUUUAUUCUGGGCUGUUAAGACACCCUUUAAGGUUUCUUCAGGGCUUAGUGGGGCACCAUCUGCCUGCCUAAACGGAAAUGUGUCCAAGACUUAGGGAACUGCCACUGAGCUUCUACAGGACCAUGGCCUGAUCCCCCACACCUCCGGGGUACCUCCCAGAGGACGCAUCGCUCCAUUCCUACUCUCCCUUGGAAGAGUGGCUCAAGAUCAGGGAAGAGAAGGGCACCAAUAGGACCACACAGCCUGGUUAACUACGGAAACUAAGGCUGCCAGAAGUGAAAGAAAAAGGGGAAAUUCUUCACUGCUUGAGAGUGACCUGUACCUUGAUGGGAAAAAAAUCCGUGGAUCAAUCAUUUAAAGCAUUAGUUCUGUAGCUUUCUAACGCAGAACGAUCAGCUGUUGCUGUGGAGUCUGCAAAAAAAAAAAAAAAAAAACCUUUAAAAAUUUCUCUUGUGCCAUGAAUGAAGAUGGAAGCAGGAAAGCACAUUUUCCCCCCACGUAUUUCUAGUAUUACAGCGGGUGAAGAUGUCAGGAAAGGAUUCUUCACACUGAAAUAUAUGUGAGAUAAGCACUUAAAGAUCUUUUUUUUCAAACUGCUUCCAGAUUCUCACUUGAGGAGAGUUCUUAAAGGAAGAUUCUCAUGUUUAUAAUGAAAAAUGAACAAGUCAUCUUGAACCUAACGGUGACAUUAGAACGAUUAUUCUCAUAUAAUAAUGAGACCUUUGACCUUCCCUCAGAACAAAAUAUUUAAUAAUGGCAACUUACCUUCUUUAAAAGACUUAAAAGGACUUUAGUUCUGGGGCCACAUAAUCAUAACACUAUGUCAUCUAACCUCCAUAUGAACCUAAAGUCCUAUUACUGUGACUUUUCUGGUUUAAAAUCUCUGACUUUAUUGCCACUGGGAAAGCAGCUGUUAAAUUCUAAUACUAUUUAAAGACUCACUACAGAAGUAAACUAUAUAAAAUGCACUGUAUUUCAAGUGCCUGCUGCUAUGGUAGGAUUUACCAAUGAGCAAGGGCACGAUCAGAAUUAAACUAUAUCAUGACUCUGCUAGCUCCAUGUUAAUUUUGGUUCCACAGUGAGAUUUAAAAAGACAGGACAAAACACCUCCAGAGUGAAUAAUUAUAUUGGUAAAACAUUCUUAAAAACCUACAAAUGCUUUAAAAAGGCAGGUAUGUCUAAUGGUCUCUUAAAUUGAUCUUUUUCACUUCUCUUGGACGGGGCUAUAAAUCGGUACAUGCCUUUCUACUCCGUGUUACAGGAUAGCCCCGAGGCUUUAAACUCAUGAAUUUGCUAGUAUCUGAUAGACAUGUUUCUGGUAGUUCACACAAAAAUGAUAACAACAACAAAAAAAAAAACUCGAAGAUAACUGUAGGGAAACAAAGUUGGCCAAUGUUACAGCAAGUGAACGCUGACCACGCCAUCCUGUUCCCAUCCAACCUAACAGCUACCAGCUUCAGCAGACAGGACAGUAUUUCACUUCAGAGUACCCUGAUUCCCGAGGAAGUAUUACUUUAUUCAGAGAUGACCUAGAAUAUUUUUGUUCAUCUCCUUUGAAAUAAAGUGUGACUCUGAAGGUACUCUGCACCCAGCUGUGCCACGGAAGGGUUCUCAGCACAGCGUUAAGUCUACGUGCAGCGGGGCCGUAGGAAGUUUAAGGCUGUCCCUCAAACUCCAGCUGGAGUGGUUUCAGCCUAGGAAGACGCUGCCAGCGGCACGUCCAUGAGCGGACACGGCUGGGUUGGGGCAGACGGCAGUGGCUCACGCUGACAGAACAGUAGUUUUAAGAGCCCGAGUUUACCUGUAGUAACGUCUCCUAGCAGUCCCUGUCAGUAAACAGAUUCGAGUCCACAGGGAAGGGGUAGCACCAAGUAAGACCUGGGUUCAUGUUGCAACUCCACGAAUAGGCAACGCUGGCAAUACAGAACUGUUUAGGAGCUUAAACGGGAACAUCAAGAAUGUAUGAUGUAAACUAUGCUGCAGUGGCAACAUGUAUGCUAGAGACUUCAGUCCACGGUAGAAGAACAGGAAGUUCCUGCUCAGGCCAGAAUGGCUAUCAUUCUACAAGAGUUUCCCAGAGACCGCAACCACUCGGGCUUAGAACACCCCACUUAGGUAAGCUAAUUCAUGGCAGCCACUGACAUUAAAAUGACAAGUGGGAAUUCCCCUUAUUAAAUGAGCGAAUUGUUAAAGCCCAUAGUACCUUGAGGUGUUUGUACUUGAAAAUGGGAGUAGAAAUGGGAAUAUAUUUGUUUUUGAACUGCAUUUAUUGUCAUAUGCAUAAAAGCAAAUAGUGAAGCAUGCUGAAACAUCUUGUGGUAAGCCCCAGUCUUGACUGCCAUGGGGGAAAGAACACUAGAUUUUUCAAGACUACAUAAGUAUGUAAAUAUGCUUAUAUCUUAAAUUCAUGUAAUGUUUCUUGUUAACUCACCAAUAAGCUGCCAGUUUGAACAACUUGCUGUAUGAAACUGAAGUGCACAGCAUCAUGCUAACAUUUGUAGCAUUCGUCUACUUUAGAAGAUAGUUUCUGAGUCCUUUCCCCCUCUAUACUGCAUCAUUAAGGGAAAAACCAAAACUUCAAAACAUUAAAAAAAAAAUCUUCACCCAAAUAACUAUUGGUAACUUGAGGGAUUUUUUUUCAGUUGCCUUAUGCGAGGAUGAAUAGAUCCAACAAGCACAUCUAUAAUACAAAGUAAACUAUGAUUUUAUUGUGAAAUUCUCAUAGAUGGAAAAUUAAAUUGAAUAUUUAUUCUGUCCAUUUCAUUUUACAAUAAUCUUACCACUUAUUUUUGUACCAUGUAUUUCAAUUGCCUGUUUAGUGAAAAUAAAGAAACCUAUCAUUU